This is a messenger RNA of Yamadazyma jaroonii, 255 nucleotides long. The record is from the annotation of a GenBank genome assembly. NCBI's taxonomy places the organism in Eukaryota, Fungi, Ascomycota, Pichiomycetes, Serinales, Debaryomycetaceae.
AUGUUAUUUGGGUUUUCUAAUAUCUUAUAUUUAGGUCUUUUGUUGACCAAUGCUGUGGCCGUAUUAAGUGAAGAUAGAUUCUUACAAAGAAUUGGAUGGGGAUCACAAACAUCACAAACAGGUUAUAACCAAUAUGGAGGAUCAAGCGUGAAAGAAAGAUUAAUAAGUUUAAUCAAUGCCACCCGAACUGUACUGAGAUUCCCCUUAAUUGUCCUCAAUAUGGUAGUUAUAGUAUAUUUAAUUCUUUUGGGUUAA